CUUCAUGCACCCUUUAUGGGCCCCACCCAUUUCUUUCUUCAGUCUCCCCCUCAAUUCCUCUCUCACAAUUUACUCGCUUCAGAGUCCUCCUCCUCCUCCUCCUCCUCUCCCAUAAUUUACUCUCACACACAUAUCUCUCUCUCGCUCUCUACCUUCUGAUGAGUUUUGGGAGAUAGAGAGGGAAGGAUAGAAUCAAAGAAAGAGAUAAGCUUUUUCUUCGUGACGAUUUACAUUCUCCGGGUAAAAGAGAUUUUGUCUGACUACUGGCAGUUGCAGGAAGAGUAAUGAUGUUAAACACAUUGUUAGUUCACGGUCUAUUGUUGAUCUUCUUCUUCAUAAUCGGCUCCGUCGCCGGCGAAGAUAACGACGGCGGCUUAUCGAUAUGCAACUGCGACGACGAAGACAGCUACUUCAGCUACGAAGGAAUCCUCGAAUCUCAAAAAGUCGGCGACUUUCUAAUCGCCGUCGCCUACUUCUCCAUCCCCAUCGAGCUUCUCUACUUCGUGAGCCGCACCAACGUCUCUUCGCCUUACAUCUGGGUCGUCUGCGAGUUCAUAGCCUUCAUCGUCCUCUGCGGCAUGUCCCAUUUGCUCUCCGGCUUCACCUACGGGCCCCACUACCCUUGGGUCAUGACGGCCGCCACCGUCUUCAAGAUGCUGACUGCGAUCGUCUCUUUCCUCACGGCCAUCUCGCUUGUCACUCUCUUGCCGUUGCUUCUCAAAGCAAAGGUUCGUGAGUUUAUGCUGAGUAAGAAGACGAGAGAACUUAACCGUGAGGUUGGGCUUAUAAUGAAACAGACCGAGACUAGUCUGCACGUGCGUAUGCUCACUACUAAGAUAAGGACGUCUUUGGAUCGGCACACGAUACUCUACACGACGCUUGUGGAGUUGUCGAAGACUCUGGGGCUCAAGAACUGCGCGGUUUGGAUCCCUAAUGAGAUCAAGACGGAGAUGAAUCUCACGCACGAGUUGAACGGUGAGAAUGUGGGUCGUGGGCCUGGUGGUGGGCCUGGUGGGUUUUCGAUACCGAUCACUGAGUCUGAUGUUGUGAGGAUUAAGAGAAGUGUGGAGGUGAAUAUGCUGAGUGCUGGCUCUGCGCUUGCCUCGGUUACUACCCGAGGCAAGCCAGGCCAGACGGUCGGGAUCAGAGUCCCGAUGCUUCGGGUCUGCAACUUCAAAGGCGGGACCCCCGAGGCUAUCCACAUGUGCUACGCCAUCUUGGUCUGUGUGCUUCCUCUGAGGCGGAGCUGGAGCUACCAGGAGCUGGAGAUCGUUAAGGUCGUGGCUGAUCAAGUCGCGGUCGCGAUCUCUCACGCCGUGAUCCUCGAGGAGUCUCAGCUCAUGAGGGAGAAGCUCACGGAGCAGAACCGUGCGCUUCAGGUGGCGAGGGAGAACGCGAUGAGAGCUAACCAAGCCAAAGCUGCAUUCGAGGAGAUGAUGGGGGACGCGAUGAGGCGUCCCGUGAGGUCUAUCCUCGAGCUGCUUCCUUUGAUAACGCAGGACGGGGUGUCGUUACCGGAGACGCAAAAGGUUAUCGUUGAUGCUAUGGGGAGAACCAGCGAGCUACUGUUACACCUUGUGAACAAUGCUGGGGAUGUGACUAGUGGGACGCAUUGUUUUAGUUUGCGUUCGGUUGUGAAGGAAACGGCAUGCUUGGCGAGGUGUUUGUGUUUGGGGAACGGGUUUGGUUUCUCGACGGAUGUUGAUAGAGCAUUGCCUGAUUGCGUCAUGGGCGAUGCUAGGAAGGUGUUACAAGUGGUGUUGCAUAUGCUAGGAGGUGUAAUGAACCGGAAGAUCAAAGGGAAUGUGAGUUUCAAGGUUGUGCCGGAACGAGGAAGCUCAGAGGUUGUGAAAGAGAGCCAAGAAGCGGCUUGGCGACAAUGCUAUUCCAAAGAAUACGUUGAAGUUAAGUUUGGAUUUGACGUAGCUGCAGAAGGCGAAGAGAGUAGUAGUAGUAGCAGCAGCACUAAGUUCAUGCAAGGGAACGUUUUGGUUGUGGAGGAUAGUCAAGGUUUGGUGAAAAGCCUCUCUGUUGUGUUCCGGUUCCAGCUCCGGCGAUCUAUAGUGUCACGAGGCGGUGGUUAUUCUGGGGAAACUUUUAAAACAUCGACUCCUCCGUCUACUAGUAACGGUCAUUGGCGUCAGUAAGGGGGACAUGUUAGAGUAGAAGAGAGGUGAUUUAGGUGAAGGGUUAAUAAUUUCAGAGAUCAGAGAGAGAAGUGGAAAGUAAAAACAGUGCCGUGUUUUGAUUGUAUAAACCUGAAAAAAAUUAACUAGGUUUUAACCUAUUAUUAUGUAGGCAAAAGGCAUGGUUCAGACUUGUUACCUGGUAUGGUAGAUAACAGAAUUAAAAAGUUGAAUGUGUAGGAGGAUGUUUUUUCCUCUUUUCUCU
Brassica oleracea var. oleracea is the source of this 2391-nucleotide messenger RNA. Its product is annotated as ethylene response sensor 2. Gene Ontology annotation, cellular component: endoplasmic reticulum. Bases 285 to 2147 code for a protein of 620 amino acids. Gene Ontology annotation, molecular function: protein binding; ethylene receptor activity; ethylene binding. The record is from RefSeq and is a predicted model, not a curated record. NCBI's taxonomy places the organism in Eukaryota, Viridiplantae, Streptophyta, Magnoliopsida, Brassicales, Brassicaceae. The transcript has 3 exons.